Messenger RNA from Balearica regulorum gibbericeps (East African grey crowned-crane), 5175 nucleotides. The record is from RefSeq and is a predicted model, not a curated record. Lineage: Eukaryota; Metazoa; Chordata; Aves; Gruiformes; Gruidae.
AUGACUCCUUUGCCUCAGUCUUUACUAGCAAGACCAGCCUUCAGGAAUCGCAGGUCCCAGCGACUGGGGGAAAGUCUGGAGCAAAUGCUUGUGACUACUCCAGAGAAAUGGGAUGUAGUUACAAGAAAAAGUGUUGGUGAUGUAGCCCUCUCUCAGCUGGUAAAACUCUUGAUUCUCGAUGAAGUUCACCUGUUGCAUGAAGACAGAGGACCAGUACUUGAAAGUAUAGUAGCACGUACUUUACGUCAGGUUGAAUCUACACAAAGUAUGAUUAGGAUUUUGGGCCUUUCAGCUACAUUACCCAAUUAUCUUGAUGUUGCUACAUUUCUACACGUCAAUCCCUGCAUUGGACUGUUCUACUUUGAUGGCCGUUUCCGACCUGUACCACUGGGGCAAACCUUUAUAGGAAUUAAGACAACCAAUAAGGUGCAGCAGCUGAAUCAUAUGGAUGAAGUAUGUUAUGAAAAUGUGCUGAAGCAAAUAAUGGCUGGACACCAGGUGAUGGUGUUUGUUCAUGCUAGAAAUGCCACAGUACGAACUGCUAUGGGUCUUCGAGAAAAAGCAAAAAACAAUGGUCAUAUUUGUCACUUUUUGUCACCCCAAGGAUCAGAUUAUGGGCAAGCUGAAAAACAGGUACAGAGAUCCAGAAAUAAGCAGUUGCGUGAGCUGUUUCCAGAUGGAUUUAGUAUUCAUCAUGAGCGGCAAGACAGAAGUUUGGUUGAGAACUUGUUUUCUAAUGGACAUAUCAAAGUCCUAGUUUGUACAGCUACGCUUGCCUGGGGUGUCAAUCUUCCUGCUCAUGCUGUUGUUAUUAAGGGAACACAAAUAUAUGCUGCAAAAAGAGGCUCCUUUGUUGACCUUGGAAUUUUAGAUGUCAUGCAGAUAUUUGGUCGAGCUGGACGGCCUCAGUUUGACAAAUUCGGAGAAGGCAUCAUUAUUACAACUCAUGAUAAACUCAGUCAUUACCUGACUCUUCUUACUCAGCAGAAUCCAAUUGAAAGCCAAUUUCUUGAAAGCCUUGCAGACAACCUAAAUGCAGAGAUUGCCCUUGGAACAGUAACUAAUGUGGAAGAAGCAGUAAAGUGGAUAAGUUACACUUACCUUUAUGUACGGAUGAGAGCAAAUCCAUUAGUAUAUGGCAUCAGUCACAAAGCUUAUCAGAUGGAUCCAGGUCUAGAAAAGCACAGAGAACAAUUGGUAAUUGAAGUUGGCAGAAAACUGGACAAAGCCCGCAUGAUUCGCUUUGAAGAACGAACUGGCUUUUUUUCUUCGACAGAUUUAGGCAGAACUGCCAGCCACUACUAUAUUAAAUACAAUACUAUAGAGACUUUCAAUGAAUUGUUUGAUGCUCAUAAAACAGAAGGCGAUAUUCUUGCCAUAGUAUCAAAAGCUGAAGAAUUCGAACAGAUAAAGGUAAGAGAAGAAGAAAUAGAAGAGCUGGAUACCUUACUGAAUGAUUUCUGUGAACUUCCUGCUCCAGGAGGUGUGGAAAACAAUUAUGGAAAAAUAAAUAUCCUCCUUCAAACAUAUAUUAGCAGAGGGGAGAUGGACAGUUUCUCCCUUAUUUCAGAUUCUGCGUAUGUUGCACAGAAUGCAGCUCGUAUUGUUCGAGCUCUUUUCGAGAUUGCCCUUAGGAAACGUUGGCCUGCAAUGACAUAUCGACUACUGAAUCUCAGCAAAGUCAUUGACAAGCGGCUGUGGGGCUGGGUUAGCCCUUUGAGACAGUUCUCAGUGUUACCACCAUCAGUCCUCUCAAAGUUGGAAGAGAAGAAUCUCACUGUAGACAAGAUGAAGGAUAUGAGAAAAGAUGAAAUAGGUCAUAUGCUGCAUCAUGUGAAGAUCGGGUUAAAGGUAAAACAAUGUGUCCAUCAAAUCCCCUCCAUCAUAAUGGAAGCAACGAUUCAGCCAAUUACCCGCACGGUGCUCCGAGUUCGGCUGAACAUCACUCCUGACUUCACGUGGAAUGAUCAGGUACACGGCACUGUAGGAGAGCCCUGGUGGAUUUGGGUAGAAGAUCCUACUAAUGAUCAUAUUUAUCAUUCAGAGUACUUCAUCAUUCAAAAAAAACAGGUCAUUACUAAAGAACCUCAACUGCUGGUGUUCACAAUCCCAAUUUUUGAACCUCUUCCUUCUCAAUACUACAUUCGAGCUGUGUCCGACAGAUGGCUAGGAGCAGAGGCUGUAUGUAUCAUAAAUUUUCAACAUUUGAUUCUUCCAGAGAGACAUCCACCCCACACAGAGCUUCUAGAUCUUCAGCCUUUGCCUAUCACAGCCUUAGGACAUCGGGAAUAUGAAGCCCUGUACAAAUUCACGCACUUCAAUCCUAUCCAGACCCAGAUAUUUCAUACACUUUAUCACACAGACUGUAAUGUUCUUCUUGGAGCACCUACAGGUUCUGGAAAAACUGUUGCAGCUGAAUUAGCCAUCUUCAGAGUUUUUAACAAGUAUCCCACAUCAAAGGCAGUGUAUAUUGCGCCCUUAAAAGCACUCGUUCGUGAGAGAAUUGAGGACUGGAAAGUUAGGAUUGAAGAAAAACUUGGUAAAAAGGUUGUGGAGUUGACAGGAGAUGUGACUCCCGAUAUGAGAGCUAUUGCCCAAGCUGACCUGAUUGUUACUACCCCAGAGAAGUGGGAUGGUGUCAGCAGAAGCUGGCAGAACAGAAGCUAUGUUCAGAAAGUUUCCAUUCUUAUCAUAGAUGAGAUCCAUCUGCUAGGGGAUGAGAGAGGCCCAGUAUUGGAAGUCAUUGUGUCUCGAACAAACUUCAUCUCAUCUCACACAGAGAAGCCUGUAAGAGUAGUUGGUUUAUCCACUGCUUUAGCAAAUGCCAGAGACCUUGCUGACUGGUUAAAUAUUAAUCAGAUGGGUCUGUUCAACUUCCGACCAUCAGUACGCCCAGUUCCUCUGGAGGUGCACAUUCAGGGCUUCCCUGGCCAGCAUUACUGUCCUCGCAUGGCCAGCAUGAACAAACCUGCAUUUCAGGCAAUUCGGAGUCAUUCUCCAGCCAAGCCUGUGCUUAUUUUUGUGUCAUCCAGACGUCAGACAAGGCUUACUGCCUUAGAUCUGAUAGCUUUCCUAGCCACCGAGGAUGAUCCCAAACAAUGGCUGAAGAUGGAUGAAAGAGAGAUGAAUGACAUUAUAGUGACAGUUAGAGAUUCAAAUCUGAAGCUGACGCUUGCUUUUGGAAUAGGCAUGCACCAUGCAGGUCUGCAUGAGAGAGACAGGAAAACUGUGGAAGAAUUGUUUGUGAACUGCAAAAUCCAGGUUCUUAUUGCCACAAGCACAUUAGCUUGGGGUGUAAAUUUUCCAGCUCAUUUAGUAAUUGUUAAAGGAACAGAAUACUAUGAUGGAAAAACAAGGCGUUACGUGGAUUAUCCCAUUACAGAUGUACUUCAGAUGAUGGGACGUGCUGGCAGACCACAGUUUGAUGACCAAGGAAAGGCUGUAAUUCUAGUUCAUGAUAUUAAGAAAGACUUCUACAAAAAAUUCCUUUAUGAACCUUUCCCAGUGGAAUCAAGCUUGUUAGAAGUGCUGGCUGACCACUUAAAUGCUGAAAUUGCUGCUGGAACUGUCACUUCUAAGCAGGAUGCAAUGGAUUAUAUCACCUGGACUUAUUUCUUCCGUCGACUUAUAAUGAACCCAACUUACUAUAACUUGGAUGAUGUGAGCCAUGACACAAUGAAUAAGUACCUCUCAAGCCUUGUUGAGAAAUCCCUCUUUGAUUUGGAAUGCUCCUACUGUAUUGAAAUUGGGGAGGAUAAUCGCAGCAUUGAACCUCUGACAUAUGGCCGCAUUGCUUCCUAUUACUAUUUGAAGCAUCCAACUAUUGGGAUGUUCAAAGAUCAGUUGAAACCUGAAAGCAACAUUGAAGAAUUGCUCUUAAUUCUGACAAAUGCUGAGGAGUACACAGAUCUGCCUGUGAGACACAAUGAAGAUCAGAUGAACAGUGAACUGGCAAAACAUCUUCCAAUUGAAGUCAAUCCCCACUCAUUUGACAGUUCACACACGAAAACACACCUCCUGCUGCAAGCCCACUUCAGUCAUACCAUGCUGCCUUGUCCAGAUUAUGCAACUGAUACAAAGACAGUGCUGGACCAAGCAAUUAGAAUAUGUCAGGCAAUGCUGGAUGUUGCAGCACAUCAUGGCUGGCUGGUGACUGCUCUGAAUAUCACCGGUCUGGUGCAGAUGGUGGUUCAGGGAAGAUGGAUACACGACUCUUCCCUGCUUACCCUGCCCAAUAUAGAGCCACAACACCUUUACCUUUUCAGGAAGUGGAGCCAAGGCAAAAGGAAGAGUGUGCAUGGAGGUUACCAAGGACCUAUCGAGUGUCUGCCCGAACUAAUGGCUGCCUGCGAAGGAAAAGAGAAUGUUUUUGCUUCCAUUCUGGACAGUGAAUUGCAAACAGCACACAUUUCACAGGCUUGGAAUUUCUUGUGUCGUUUGCCAAUUCUAAACGUCAGCCUGAGCAUUAAGGGCUGUUGGGAUGACCCAGUUCAGGCACAGAACGAAGUGCCUGUUCCUUCUUUGAUAACAGACUCGCGGGACGACAAAAGAUGGAUCAAAUUACAUGCUGAUCAAGAGUAUGUGCUCCAAAUAAAUCUGCAGAGAACCCAGAUGGGGUAUCAGGGAAAGCAAGACAGUAAAGCAGUGGCUCCUCGAUUCCCCAAAGUUAAAGAUGAAGGAUGGUUUUUGAUACUGGGAGAAGUCGAUAAAAAGGAACUCAUCGCCCUGAAGAGAACUGGAUAUGUCAGAAAUCGAAAUACUGUUUCCGUUGCUUUUUAUACCCCGGAAACUCCUGGAAAGUGUAUCUACACCUUGUAUCUCAUGAGUGACAGUUACCUUGGCAUGGACCAACAGUAUGAUAUUUACCUGAACAUUAUACCAGCCAGUCCUUCAGCACAAGUCACUACAGAGGUGUCUGAUGCUAUGAGUCACCUGGCUCUGAAGUAAGGUCUUCUGAAAAGCCCGUUCAAAAGAACUGGCCUUGCAGCUAAGACAUCGGGUCAUUCUGGACAUCCAAAAAUGCGUUUGCCUUAGUGGAACCAACUUCAAACCUCAAGACAACUAGGAAAUUGCAAGUGACUACUGUAUUGACUCUGGUAACAGAGUUAGCCACAGUGGCCUUACUCCUUUAUAAAGAUUUGUCUCUUCUUGUUUCAUCUCUCUUCUUUCAGAAGU